AUGAAGGCUGUAGUAUUCGACGGGAAAUGCCUUGCUCUCAAAUAUGACGAAAACUAUCCAAUGCCAGAGAUAACAAAUGAUUAUGAUGUAAUUGUCAAAGUUGAAUAUUCUGGAGUCUGUGGUACUGAUCUUCAUAUUAUACAGGGCGAAUUUCCGGCAUCGAAGGAGCGACCUCUGCCCUUAGGGCACGAGUUCAGUGGUAUUGUCCAUGAAGUGGGAAAGAAAUCGAUAUUCAAGGUUGGACAGAAGGUCGUUGUUGAUCCAAAUAGCGCCUGCAACCUCUGCAACUUCUGCCGCGAUGGUAAAUACCAGUACUGUUUAACUGCUGGAAUUAACAGCACCAUUGGCAUUUGGAAGGAUGGAGGCUGGGCCCAGUAUGUCAGGUGUCCACAGGACCAGGUAUAUUUGUUACCUGAUGGAAUAACUACAGAGCAGGCGGGUCUGUGCGAACCAUACUCGUGUGUUUCACAUGGCUUUGACCGAGCUGCGCCAAUUCCUGUCGGUACCAAGAUACUUGUUGUCGGAGCUGGUAUUAUUGGUAAUUUAUGGUUGACGACUCUUCAUCUUCAAGGCCACAAAGAUGUGACUGUUUCGGAAAUGAACAAAACUAGACUCGACAUUGUAAAGAAACUGGAGACUGGCUACAGAUUAAUAACUCCAGAUGUCCUGGCUUCGGAGAAGUUGCUGUAUGACGUCAUCAUUGAUUGUACCGGUAUAUAA
Pieris macdunnoughi is the source of this 720-nucleotide messenger RNA. Lineage: Eukaryota; Metazoa; Arthropoda; Insecta; Lepidoptera; Pieridae. The record is from the annotation of a GenBank genome assembly.